Messenger RNA from Danaus plexippus (monarch butterfly), 888 nucleotides. RefSeq lists its product as uncharacterized. NCBI's taxonomy places the organism in Eukaryota, Metazoa, Arthropoda, Insecta, Lepidoptera, Nymphalidae. The record is from RefSeq and is a predicted model, not a curated record. The coding region runs from base 82 to 774 and encodes 230 amino acids. The transcript has 7 exons.
ACAUUUGUCAUAUAACAUUUUUGUCCUGUUUUUACUCACAAUAAUUUUGUUUUAUAUUCCAUAGCACAACUGGCAGUCAACAUGAAACUUCAACUCUUCGCCCUUGUCUUGCUCGUAGCGGGCACUUAUGCCUUUCCCUCAUUAGAGAACAGCUAUUUUGACGAUGAGCCGAGCCAAAGAAAUCCUGCAGAAGAUAGAGUUCGAAACAUGAUUGAGAGAAUUAUUAAAAGAAUUCAAAGUGCCGGUGUCGAUCCAUUGAACGUAGAAAAGAGAGAAUUCUCUCUUGACCCACCUUUUCUAGACAUAAGACUAAUAGGGGUCAUUGAAAAGCUACAUUUCUCUGGUUUGAGUGACAUCCGCAUAAACCACCUAGAAUACAGCUACAUCUUCAACAGAUUGCGCAUUGAUGUAUCUAUUCCUGAAAUGAAAGUUUCGAUUGGUAACAGCAACUUCCAAGGUAUUAUAGCUGGAAAUGCAGUUAAAGGAGAAUUGAGUGGCAGUCUGUCCAUCAACGAAUUGCGCAUCCAAGGUGUUGUCUACGUUGAUGUCAAUAUCAUCGGACAGCUCUACAUACGCAGUAUUUCAUUAGACUCGAGCCUGAAAGGCAUUGAGGCCGACUUAAAAGCUAUGGCUCAAGGAGUUGACCGUACUGAAUACGUGAACAAUCUCUUCAACGUGAGAAUCCCUGCCUUCCUCGAGAACAACAAGGAUGACAUCGACAGAAUUCUUGGGGGUGUUGUUAAAACCAUUCUCGAGUAUUUCUGGAGCAAUUAAAAGACAAAUAGUCACGUUUCUUUGAGGUAUCAAAAACUUUCCGAGAAAAUAAGUUAUUUUUAUAAAUUAUUUUGUCUUUGGAGAUUUGACAAAGAUUAAAAUGUUUUGGCACUA